AUGGCCCUGAGGACCCUGCACCUUCCAUCCAAAUUGACAAGGCCAAACAGCCACAGCUUCAGUCCAUCGUCGUCGCCUCCUCACCAGCCAAAGCUUCCUCCAAGACCCGACCCACCACAAACAAGAGUUGCCAUUGCCACGACCACGGAGAAGCAGCAGCUCCAUAAGAGGAGUACAUCGUUGCUGAAAUGCGGAGCCAAUCUGCACGGCUGCAUGAACGAGGUUGUUCAGACCCCGAAAGACCAGACCGCCGAGAUCCCCCUCGUCAUGUACCCAUCAGUCGUCUUCCCCGGCGCCACGCUCCAGCUGCAGGCGUUCGAGUUCAGGCACCGCAUCAUGAUGCACACCCUGCUCCAGCAGGGCCUCAGGUUUGGGGUCAUCUGCUCGGCUUGCAAGAACGGGAGUAGGAUGGCGGACGUGGGGUGCGUUGUCCACGUCGUGGAGUGCGAGAGGCUCACCGACGACCGAUUCUUCCUCACCUGCGUGGGCAAAGACCGCUUCCGGGUCAUCAACAUCGUCAGGACAAAGCCCUAUGUGGUUGCAAGGAUCCAGGUGCUGAGUGACCGCCACCAAGGCUCUGACGACUCUGUGCCACAGGGUGACUUGGGUAGCCUGAUGCAGCAGGUGGAACAGCACCUGAAGAAUGUGGCCAUGCUCUCGGACAAGCUGAACCAGAAACCACUGCCGUAUCAUCAGGGCGAUCAGCUCCACAGGCUGCAUACCGCCGCUUCGCUCUCAUUCCUCGUCGCAAGCUUGUUCAUCGAUGACCGCUUGGAGCAGCAGACGCUGCUGCAGAUGGAUGACACCGGGCAGCGGUUGGUGCGGGAGGGGAUGUACCUGGAGCGCAGGAGCAAGUACCUAGCGGCCAUAUCUGCGAUCAAGGACGCCUUUCAGCACUUGUCCUGCAAUGAGAAGUAG
Miscanthus lutarioriparius is the source of this 918-nucleotide messenger RNA. NCBI's taxonomy places the organism in Eukaryota, Viridiplantae, Streptophyta, Magnoliopsida, Poales, Poaceae. The record is from the annotation of a GenBank genome assembly.